Molecule: messenger RNA, 7637 nt
Organism: Cinara cedri
Lineage: Eukaryota; Metazoa; Arthropoda; Insecta; Hemiptera; Aphididae
Source: the annotation of a GenBank genome assembly
AAACGGCGGCGCGCACCCACCCUGCCGUAGACCGACGGCCACCGAGUGGCGCGAACAUAACUCGUACCGCGGCUACUAGCAGCAGCACUAGCGGCUUAAACGGUCGGCGAUUUUCCGGCCGAGAUCGUAUCGCACGUCGUUUUAUAGGGAUCUGUCGACGCUAUUGCCGGCUACUUAUCGUGCACGCGCAUUUCGUACGGGUUUUUCUUGUGUCUUCCGCCGUCAUCGUCACUCUCGCUCGCGUUCGUGACGUUCUAUCACGUAUUGCGCUCCCGGUGUUCCGAUCUCGGGCUCUUUUUUCUUUUUCUGUCUGUUUUCAGUACAUUCGCGCGAGUAUAGUGUUUUUCGUUACCGAAUGAUCUAGGUUUUGUUCUCGGCGAGUGAGCUGUAUACGUCGGCUUCUCAGUCCAGAGAUUCGCGGGAAAAACUGUCGUACCCAUGUAAUAAACGUUGACCGUGACCGGUAUAGGUAGGUAUGUCGUUUUUGUCUGCUAUAUUAUGACACACAACAUAGUAAUAAUAUAGUAAGUACAAUAAUGUGUGCUUAGUAGCGUUGGUAGUUUUUCGGUUCUCGUUGUCUUUGAACAGCCGGCCGGCAGCGUGUACACGUGAUGCGAAUAUGCGUGUUGAGUAGAGGGGCCUACAAGUGUUCGACCGCCGCCCGUCGCACAUGUCGUUUCUAUACCCGCAAUAAUUUCUCGAGUGUUUUUCGAUAAAAUGUUUUCCACUAUUAUUCCACCUAUAUUAUUAUCCCUCUAAAAUGUUUCCGUGGUAAUGAUUCGUGUACGGUCCAACGGCAAUCCCACAGCUACCGGCCGCCCGUCGUUUCUAAACAGUAUCAGUACACUCUAUCGCCAACCACCCCGCGUGCAACGCAUCCCUACGUCGAUAUCCACCAGAUUUUUUUUUCGUGUCCGUUCCGUGUAUUGUAUGUAUUCGUUCCAACCCUCUCACCCUCCCUAUUCAAUGGCCACCUCUACCACCCCGCCCCCACCCAAAUACCCCUACCUACCACGGCCGUUCUCGUGUCGGCCCAUCACCACGCAUUCGGCAUCUGCAUUCCGCCCGGUCGGCACCGAAUAACUCAUGAAAUAUUGAAACGAUCCGUAACCACCAUCUAUAGGGGCUAUUGUCACAAUGUCGCCCUGUCCCCGAUCCGUUGAUCACUGUCACGCGUGCCAUAAAAUAACUAUAUUUUAUUAUUAUUAUUAAAACGAGUUAACGGGAAGUCGAUUACAUAAUAAUACUGUAGAGUGUAGACACACGUAGACACUAUGGUUAAUAAAUUGUCAACUCGGUGACAAUACAUACUCUGCCAGCGUUUUUGUCUUAGCUACGUGUCUUUUAUCACGUAUCACGCAACACGUCUUUGUGGUAGACCCACUAGAUUCGUAGGCACACCAUGACUCAUGACUCCGCCGUUAUAAUUGCUUCGUCGAUUUAUAUUGUUUGAUUUUUUUUGUUUAUGUAAAUAAAAACUCGCCGUCGAGUGUCGGCUGAUAAAUAUUUUAUCGCGUUCUCUGGGACACUGGCCCAUGGGUUACAUCCGAGACACGUCUAUAAUACAAAUUAACAGCCGUUGGUUGGGUUUACGUUUGUACUGCUUCAUUUAUAUUAAAGGUACCUACGUAGGAUACCAAUAAGGAACUUAAUAGAAUUCCUAAUAAUAGGUUUUCUUCCAUUAGGCUGGGGUUGAUUUAGCGUUGACUUUUUUUUUUUUUUGUUUAUCACCACAUUUUUGUAAAGCCAUGGCUUGCUUCGGCCAUGGUCACUGAUAUAAUAUAAAUCAUAGUAUCAAAAAAAAAAAAAAGAGAAAAUGAAAAAUUUACGAAAAAUGCGAAAUGAAGAUUCAAGUUUUGAAAUACAUAGCACUUACCUGUUACAAAUAAUCAAAUAAUGUGCUUGGAAUGCAAUGGCCUAGAACAUUCAAAAAUAAAGAAAAGAAUACACUGCAAUAAAAUGCGGGCCUUAUUAGUUAUUAAUAAAGUAUAAGUACUUGAACAGAAAACGUCAAAUGAGUACUAUUAAAUUAUAGAUAGUGGGUUUUUUAUAGCUUCACUAUUUUUAGUUAUCUACCUACUUGUCUAUACCUCAAGGUGAAUCAAAUGCUUUCAUGUACCUAGUUAAUGAAUUUAUCGAUUUAGUUUACCUACCAAUUUUCAUUCUUAUUCUUUUAAAUAUCUUGAAUUUAAUUAGUGGUACAUUUUAGGUAGGUAUUAUAUAUAUUUUUUAUUUAUAGAAAUUAAAUAUUAUACAUUUUUUAAUUAUAUGUUAUUAUUUAAUUUUCAAAUUGUUAGGAAGGUACUAAUAUGAUUAACUGUUUUUUUCAAAGGCCAUUUCAAUGUUUAAUUUUAAUUGUUGGUAUUUAAAUAUAUUAUACAUUAAUUUGUAUCAAAUUUUAAUUUAAUAGUUAUAAUCAAUAUUCCCCAAAAUCCUUUAACAGUUAUUUUCUUAGAGUCAAUUUUUAAUAUAAUGAUAAAAAUUACUGUUUAAGAGUAGUUUAAAACAACUAUGAUACAACAUAUAUGAUAGGUACUUAAAUAAAUGUUUACUCUGAUUUUUACUAUUUUACAAAUAACAUAAGUAAUUAUAAUUAGAUUUUCUUUUUCUCAAACAAAAAUAAUUUUUUUCAGAAUCUUAUUGUCUAUAGACACACUUUAAUUUUUCCUUCUUUUUGUUAACAUAUUUGUUAAUGAUUUAUUUGUGAAAUCAAAAUUCUAACAUGCCUAAUAUUUUAUAUUUACCCUGAUAAAACAUUUAUUUUAUCAAAAAUAAUUUAGAAUUAAAUACUUUGAUAGAUAUUCUAAUUUGUUUAAAUAGCUAUUAAACUUUAACCCUAUCAAUGAUAGUUCUAUCUACUAUUUAAAUACCUAAUUAUUUAAUUUUAUUAGAUAUUGAUUUGUAUUAUAAAAAAAGUAUAGAUAAUGAAUGAACCGCACGAGGAUUAAUAAUGUUCUAAUAACGAGAAAAAAUUCAAUAAGUUAAUUCAAAAUAUUAAAAAUAAAAUAAAAUUUAUUUAAUUAAUCCUGUAGGGUACUUCAUUAAAUUUGAAUUUUACUUUUUUUAACACAUAGUUUUUGUGUUAUAAAUUAUAAUAAACUUGUGUUAUUUGUAUUUAUAACAAUAUUUGUUUACAGUUACUAGAAUCUACAGCUAUGGACGAAUCCGAAGAAAAAACAAUCAACCGAAAAAUAUUUACGAAACAAAAUAAAAAUGAACAUCAGGCAAUCGUUUGGCGUAAUGUCAUAUUGUUUGCUUACCUUCAUUUAGCUGCUUUGUAUGGUGUCUUCCUAAUAUUUACCUCUGCCAAAAUGCACACUACUGUUUUCGGUAUAACUUAUAAAUACUAAUAAAUUUUGUCUAUGUACCUACUUAAUUUUCAUUUAUUUUAGCGAUUUUUAUGUAUCAAGUAUCUUCAAUUGGUAUUACUGCUGGAGCUCAUAGACUUUGGUCGCAUCGGGCUUAUAAAGCCAAAUGGCCAUUACGUGUGAUAUUAAUUAUAUUCAAUACAAUAGCGUUUCAGGUAUUGUUAUUUAAAAAUAUAUUCAUUUUUUUUAUUACAUAUCUAUUAUUGUACCUAGGUAAGGUAUAAUAUCUCAGAUAUGAAAUUCUAUAAACUAUAAUUUGUAUUGGUAAUUUUAGUACCUAACAGCCUAAAUUAAUUUAAUAAAUAACUGUCUUAUAAAUUAGGCAAGAUAAUCUUGAUUUUCAGUGUUUAGACAAUGGUUUAAUAAUAUUACUAUUACAAUUCUGCAAAAUACCAUUUUUCUUAAAUUUGUAUAACUUAAUACCUGGUCAUUAUAGUUUUUUGAUAUGUAAAAUUUAAAUCUGAAAUUAGUCUCCUCUAUCAUGAUUCAGGAUAAAUUUUAGAUUCUGAGUGUAGCAAAGAAUGUAUUGGUUUAACUAAGAUGUUUAUUUUAUUAUUAUUAUUAUUAUUAUUAUUAUUUUAUAUAUACUGUGUACAAACAUUUUACAAUAAAUCUUGAUCAGAUAUUUACGCGCGGCACCAUUUCUAAAAGGGAAUGUUGCCCAGAUAGUGCUUUUGGGAUGUCAUUUUUUGAUAUUCCAAUUGGUUUUCAUUUUAUCUAGAAAAAAAACCAGGAUAAAAUGUAAGAAUAAUAGGAAAUUUACGAAAAUAAUGUUUUUAUUAUUUUUCAAUUUUGUUAUUUGUUGUAAUACAGUUAAAAAUAUUCAUAGAGACUUGAAAUUUAGACAGAAAACUUGUAUUUGCCUUUUCUAAAUGAGGUAACAUAAAGAAAUUUUAAAAUCAAAUAUUGAUGAAAAUUGUUUGUCUAAAAAAUUAUGUGGAAGAAAUCUAAUUUUUCAAUAUUUUGUUUUGAAGAUAUAUAUAUUGCCGAGUUAACAAUGAUGGUGAAGUCAAAAUUGAGCAGACUGAUUUAGUUUUGAAAUUUGAAGUUGAUAUUAUGUGGAUAUUGUAUAUGUUUAAAAGCUUUAUAUUGUCCAAACUUAUGUAUGUCUAUCGUAGUCUAAUGAUAUUUCAAGCCUAUUGGUGUCCUAGGUCACGAGUUCAAACCUGUGAUUUGGAAUAUAAUUUUUGCUUUAUUUAUUAUUUUCCUAUUACCUAAACAGAAAAAAAACAAAUAAAUGUAUUUUAAGUGUACCUAGAGACCUUGCUCAGACUAUUUUAAUCUAAAAUACCUCUCGAUUUGUUGCAAACUUCUAUCAACAAUUUUGCUCCGAUUCACAAUUGUAACACUAUUCUGAAUGGAAAUCUGACCAGGAAGGUAAAAUUUGGGACAAUAUUAAACAAGAAAUAAAUAAUGCCUAUUUAAUUAUUUUAUCAUAAUAUACUUAUUGUUGACAAUGCAUCAUUAUCAACUGAACUGCGCUCAAAAUCUUUUUUUUCGUUAGCAAUGGUAUAUUGUUGCUUACAGGUAGACAUCAAAUUCCUGUCUAUAUCCUACCUUCCCAACUUCCCACCUACAACAGUGACUGGACCCAUGUGCAACAUACGUCUGUCUUUUUUUAAAAAUAUCUCUAAUUUAUUUUCCUUUUAUUUAUUUAUUAGUCAUUUCAUUCACAAAAUUUUAAAUAUUAGUACAAAAAUUAUUUUUCAAUGUGUAAUUCCUUUAUUUUAGACGUAUUUUUUGUUGGUGAAAGUGCUCGUUUUUAACAAAUUUAGGACCAGAAUAUGGAAUAUAAAAAAAUAAGUAUGUCCUCUUUAAACAAUUAUAGACUUCUAGUAAUAUGAUUGAAUUAGAACCAAUAGUUUAAAUUUUUAAUUACUCUCAUAUAGAACGUGCCCUAUUACUCGUUCGAGUAUUGCAUUUAUUUUUUCAGAGUUUAUUAAAAUUAUUUAAUCUAGUUACCUUAUAAAUAUUACAUUUUUGUUUUUACUAUUGAUACUGCUUUUAAAUAUUCAAAUUCCUACUUAUUAUUGAUCAAGUUAGUAUUAGAGAAAAAUUAUAUUUUUCAUUUUAAUGCUUUAGUUGUCUAAAAAUAAUAUUUAUUGAUAAACAAAGACACAUCCUAUUGAUCUUGUUUAACCGCGGCCAAUUUGUUUUUAUAAAUAUAUAUAAUUGUAUAAACACAUUAUAUAAACUACAUUUAAAAACAAAGAAAAGAUUUUAAUAAAUAUAAAGUACUUAUAUAUUUUGUUCAAAAUUUAAAUAAUGUCAGAGUUUAUUGUUUUAUAAUAAAUAUUAGGAUGCGUAUUAUAAUGCAAAUUGGAUUUUUUCCUGAAUGUUCUAUAAGGUACAAAAUUUAUUUCUGAUAUCUUAAGAUUUAUAUUUUGCAUUUUUAGAACAUUAUUGAUAGUGUUACUCUUAAAAUUUGAUAAAAAUCUAUUUUGAUUUUCUCUUAAAAGAGAAAAAUUCAUAUUUUUAUUAUUAUGAUUUAUAAAUGUAUUAGACAGAUUUACUGAUUGUACCAAAUAAAUAGUUGUCAGUUGCAAUAAAGAAAAUGAUAAGCUAUUUUUCGAGUUGUAGUCGUAUUGCACUAUUUCCACUGUUGUGUUUAAUAAAUUUAUAUACCUAAUAAAAAAAGUUUUUUUUUUCUACAUUAAAAAUUAUUUUUAGACUUUUUAAAGCAUUUAAAUCUGCACCCUAAUAGUAAAUUAUAAAAAUUACGAUAUUAAAUUAUAAAAAUUAAUUAUGUUGUAAACUUUCUAAUACAAAUUUCUUAUGUAAAAUCAUACUUAAUUAUUGUAUUUUAUGUGAAGAUAUGUAUUAUAAAUUAGUUAAAAGUUUUCAAUAGUGUUACUUAUUUUUUUUUAUAAAACUUUAAAUUAUUAGGAUGUUGUAUAUCACAAUUAGCAAUUUACACCAAUGUUCAUAUUAUAUGUAUACCAAAUUUUAUUUAUAAACACCUUAAAUUAUAAUUUGUUAAAAUUUAGUUUCAAAAUAAUGUGUAGUUAGACAAUUUUAAUAAUUUUUAUGAUAUAGUUUAUCUUAUAGUAUUAUUUUGUAUUACACUUAUUUUGCUUUACAUACAUUUUAUUUUAGAAAGGUUAUCUAAUAAUAUAGUUAUUAUAAUAACUAUUUUAUAUUUUUUCUAAAAAAAAUUAUUUUUCAAUUUUCAUUUGGUAUCAUGUGUUUAUUUGUUAUAGAAUCAUGUGUAUGAAUGGGCCCGUGACCAUAGACUACAUCACAAAUAUAGUGAAACAAAUGCAGAUCCGCAUAACGCAAAUAGGGGAUUUUUCUUUUCACACGUUGGCUGGUUAUUAUGCAGAAAACACCCAGAUAUCAUGGAGAAAGGACGCGGAAUCGAUAUGAGCGAUUUAUUAGCCGAUCCAAUUGUUGCCUUUCAAAAAAAGUAACAUUUUUAAUAUUAUGAUUGAAAGAUUAUAAUAUAAGGAUACUAUAUCUACUAAUACAGGUAUUAUAAGUUUCUGAUGCCAUUGUUGUGCUUUAUCUUGCCUACAAUGUUGCCUGUAUACUGUUGGAGCGAAAGCUGGGCAAAUUCUUGGUUUGUAGCUACCAUGUUCCGAUACACUUUUUCACUAAAUGUUACGUGGUUAGUCAAUAGUGCUGCACAUAUGUGGGGAGGAAGACCAUACGACAGGUAAAAUGAUUUUAAAUGUCAAACUUUGUAAUUAAAUCAAAUUAUCCAUUUUCCAUUUAUGUUAAUAGGUUUAUUAAUCCAGCGGAAAACAUAAGUGUAGCUUUGUUGGCAUUAGGAGAGGGUUGGCACAAUUACCAUCAUGUAUUCCCAUGGGAUUAUAAGGCAGCAGAAUUGGGUGACUAUAAACUCAACAUGACAACUGCUUUUAUUGAUUUCUUCGCUGAAAUUGGAUGGGCAUACGACUUAAAGACAGUGUCAGCAGCAACUGUGCGCAAACGUGUAGAACGAACCGGCAUUGAUGAUGUUGAUAACAAAAACUUAUCAUGGGGUUGGGAUGAUAAGGACUUGCCACAAUCAGAACGAGAAGCAGCUACAAUUAUUAACAAACAAGGAUGAACAGAUGAAACAAAAUGUAUAUUUUGAAUUUCCAUUAUGAGUCUUACAGAGCACCAAGCUCUAAUAGUGUAAUAGUGUGUAUUAUGUAUGUUGUACAUAUAUUAUAAUGUUUACUUCAAUAAUUAACAUGUAUUUGUUUAUAAUUUAUUAUAAUGUACACAAUGUUAAGGUUGCCAUAUUAUAUUAUUAAACUUGCUCAUUGUUAAUUAAUCACGUAC